AUACUCUUCAAUUCAUUACAUCAAACAACCACAACCAUUCUUCACUUCAGUUCUUUAUCUUUUGCAACUAUAUCACUUCCAAUGACAAAAACCGAUUCCUCCCAACAACACUCUAACUCAAAUGAUCAAUUGGAUAUAUGGAGUUCAAUUUUGAACCAAAAGAACAAAGAUGAAGCUUCACAAUCAAAACCCAGUCCAUAUAUUCACCCACUUGUGAAAAAAUCAAAAAGUUAUUUAAGUGAAAAGAGUCUUGAAAUUUGCACAGAGAGCCUUGGAUCAGAAACUGGCUCAGAUGGUUUCUCGUCUUCUUACACACCAUCAUCAUCAUCAUCCGAGGAUACUAACUCAGAGGAUGAUGGAAAAAUGAAAACAUGUUAUAGUGAUGAUAAUCCAAAACUCAUCAACAAUCAUUCUUUGAAGAAUAAGAAAAAGCCUUGGUGUAUUCCUCCUCCACUCCCUUCACUGGGUAGUCAAAGUCAACAACUUCAAAUGAGGUCCCACCGUGACCAUGGAAGAUUGUUUUUGUUCCUACAAGUUGUGUCGGUUCCUUCACAAAACAACUUCAUCGCUACGAGACAAAAUGGUCGCCUUAUUCUUACGUUUGCUAUUCAUGAAGAAGAAGAAAUUAUUGAAGAAGAAGAGAGUGUUAUAGAGCAACCAAAUGCUUGUAGUUUUGAAUUAGCGGGGAAUAAGAAAGUUAAGAGUCCAAAAUGGUCAGAAAAGUUCAACUUAGUGACAAAUUUUAAGGAUGUUAAACUGGUACAACAUGAUUCGUUGCCACGGUCAUUGUCUUUGAUCAAUACAUAUCAAUACUAUUCGCGAAUCAAAACUACGGAAAAUGUUGAUUCUCUAAUUCUCAAUGAUGAAGAAAAUAGAAAUACCAACGAGGUUGUUGUUUCUGGGAAGAUGAAUAUUUAUCAUGUUUUUUCACAAGAGGUGUUGGUUCAGAAUAUGAAGUUUUGCAAGGAUUCUAGAACUACAACGUCUUUUCUUUUCUGGGACCCCUGUUGCAUUGCUACCUGAAUCUUUUGUUUUCUCUCCUUUAAGUUCCACUAAUUUUAGUUAUAUAUAGUUUUGCAAGGAUUAUCGUAUUUAUAUUAUG
Molecule: messenger RNA, 1102 nt
Organism: Vicia villosa (hairy vetch)
Lineage: Eukaryota; Viridiplantae; Streptophyta; Magnoliopsida; Fabales; Fabaceae
Product: protein FAF-like, chloroplastic
Exons: 1
Coding region: 82-1023 (313 amino acids)
Source: RefSeq, a predicted model, not a curated record